CGCCGUAAACACGGGAAACACCUCGAACCUUCUCUAACCCUAACCCUAGAAGGGCAGAGGAACCUCAUUUCUCUUCGAUCGGUUGCGAUCGAUCCUUCGCCGCCAUGGCGGGCGGGAACUUCCUCGGCAGAGUGGUCGGGUACCUCGUCAACGAGAUCGUCGUUGAGGGCCUCGCCAACAAUCGUGCAUUUCAAAGAUUUGCUGUGAGAACAUCAAAGCUCGUAGAGGAAAUGUCUUCUAAAGCUGCGCAGGUCAGGGAAGAACUAUCAGAGCAAUUGAAGGACGCUUCUAGAAACUUUGAUUCCUUCAAAAGACAAUGAUUUUCCUGGAAGAUCCGCAGUAUGUUGCCAUGGUCUACACUGAUCUGCUAGUUGAUUCUGCAGUAGAAGCUACUUAAAACAUGUUUAUUCCUGUCUAUACAUGUAUCUUUCCAGCAACUAUGUUAUCUAAAACAUAGUCUCUACUUGAUGCUGGGUCUGUAAAUAUUCCUUAAUUUUCCUGUGCUGACACAUCUCAGUAAAAAGUUGUUGCACUGCUAUCACCGGAACUUGAAUUACUUGACGCCUGGAGAUUGUGCCUUAUAUUUUCAAUAUUUAUUCGUACAGAGUGUGGAGGUUGCCUUUUCCGAUA
This is a messenger RNA of Ananas comosus (pineapple), 630 nucleotides long. RefSeq lists its product as uncharacterized. NCBI's taxonomy places the organism in Eukaryota, Viridiplantae, Streptophyta, Magnoliopsida, Poales, Bromeliaceae. Bases 105 to 320 code for a protein of 71 amino acids. The record is from RefSeq and is a predicted model, not a curated record. The transcript is spliced from 4 exons.